Molecule: messenger RNA, 2229 nt
Organism: Rhineura floridana
Lineage: Eukaryota; Metazoa; Chordata; Lepidosauria; Squamata; Rhineuridae
Exons: 2
Coding region: 6-1769 (587 amino acids)
Source: RefSeq, a predicted model, not a curated record
GUGCCAUGGGCUCAAGCACACACUCGACACCUUCAAUGGACUCUGUUGCCGUUUCAACAGGACAUUGCCAGCACCAACCAUCGCAAAGUUCGUUUGAGCCCCGCACUGCGCCUCUCCUUCUGCUGGUGGACCAAGGUUCAACACCUCUCCAAGGGCACGUCGUUCAGAGAACCCCGCAGAACCGUUGUAACCACAGAUGCCAGCCUCAUCGGUUGGGGAGCCCACUGCAACUCCCAGUACGUUCAGGGGGUUUGGUCCACCGCGGAGCAAACUCAAAGCAUCAACUGGCUGGAGCUAAAGGCUGUCCACUUAGCUCUACGUCAUUUUCAGUCUCUGUUCCCUUUGGACCAUGUGCUCAUUCGAACAGACAACACGUGUGUAAAAUCACAUUUGAACAGACAAGGGGGCACCAGGUCUCGUCCCCUGCAGGACUUAGCCUCCCUCAUUUUUAUCUGGGCAGAACAACAUCUACAAUCCCUGAAAGCAGAACAUCUCAGAGGGAUUUGGAAUGUGACAGCAGACUGGCUCAGCAGACAACAGAUAUUUCCGGGAGAAUGGAAACUUCAUCCAGCCAUUUUCCAUCGUCUCCAAUGUCGGUUUGGCGCCCUCUCAGUCGACCUGUUUGCUCCCAGUCGCAAUUGCCAGCUUCCCAGGUACUUUGCCCGAUACCUGGACUCAACAGCAGAAGCAGUGGAUGCUCUGACAACACCGUGGCCAGAUGGUCUAUUGUACGCCUUUCCUCCCAUACCAUUGUUAGCCAAAACCUUGAGGAAGGCGCGAACCGAGAGGGCACAGCUGGUUCUGAUAGCACCAUUUUGGCCACGCCGACCGUGGUUUUCAGAUCUUCUGGCAAUGUCAAUGAUGGAUCCUUGGACACUUCCAGUCAGGCCAGGCCUUCUAUCCCAGGGUCCAGUACUGCAUCAGGACCCUACUUGGCUCAAUCUAACAGCGUGGCGUUUGAACGGGGACAUUUGAGGUCAGCUGGACUGUCUGACGCAGUGAUUGAUAUUAUUUUGGCCUCGAGAAGACCAUCUACCACUCGUAUUUAUCAACAUACCUGGGGGGCUUUCUCCAAGUGGUGUCAGUCCCACCACCAUGAUCCAUCCCAAGCCACUGUGCAUCAGGUGCUGCAAUUUCUUCAUAGCGGCUUUAUGAUGGGACUUCGACCCAACACUCUACGUCGACAUGCGUCCACUCUGUCGUCCAUUCUCUCAGUUUCCUUUCCUGGAGAUCAUAUUUCCUCACAUCCGUUCAUCAAACGCUUUUUGAGGGGAGUCGCCCUACGCUCUCCGCCUGUUGUCCAUCGUUUUCCUUCAUGGAGUUUGCCGAAGGUUCUGCAGGCUUUGCAACGCCCUCCGUUUGAACCCAUCAGGUCUGUGCCCCUACGUAUGCUGUCCUUCAAGGUCUUGUUUCUGAUCGCAAUCACAUCUGCCAGACGCGUUUCGGAGUUGGGCGCAUUGUCUUCUGCUCGACACCUCUGCGUCUUCCAUAAGGACUCUGUUGUGCUGAAGACUGAUCCUUCCUUCCGUCCCAAGGUCGAUUCAGUUUUUCAUUGCAACCAGGACAUUGUUUUACCUUCCUUUUGCCCGAAUCCUACCCAUCCGCUCGAGAAGGCUUGGCAUUCGUUGGAUGUUCGGAGGGCUCUCAAGACAUACCUGUCUAGGACCCAAGAGAUUCGAAGAACGGAGUCUCUGUUUAGUGGGAGGGGCCUGACGCCCCUAGUCUUGACUUCAAAGACAUUCUUGCCUUCGCACGAUAGGUGGAGCUAACACCCGCUGUGAUGGCCGGACUCAUAGGAAAAUCACCCUUCAGGUGAGACCAAUGGUCCAUUUUCAGCCUGCUAUGUUUAAACCACUUCAUUUAAGGCAAGGUGGACAUGGUCAAUUAAAAACAUAGAGCACACCUAGAAUUGCUAGGAUAUAUUUCACCUCCCACUGUUUUAUCUUGUGCAAACUGAGACAUUCCUGAUGUCCACUGGAGACUAUUCUGCAGAAUAGUCAGUGCCAUUAUUCCACAGUUAUUUUUGGAGUUUUUUUAGUGUAAGUUUUGCAAAGUGUUGCUGUACUUCACAUAUUCACAGAUAUAGAAACAAAAGAAAGUGAUUUACUAUGGGAAACUUACCUAAAUUACAAAGUAAAUCAGACCUAUUUAAAGUGACCAUCUGAACUAUAUCAACCGUCUUAAUAAUGUUGCUUCCUCCAUGCUAAAACAAGAUAAGCACAGCACAUG